Molecule: messenger RNA, 1140 nt
Organism: Jatropha curcas
Lineage: Eukaryota; Viridiplantae; Streptophyta; Magnoliopsida; Malpighiales; Euphorbiaceae
Product: beta-carotene isomerase D27
Molecular function (GO): iron ion binding
Source: RefSeq, a predicted model, not a curated record
UUCACCAGCCACACCUUUUUGUCCUUAACACAUCAAUUCUUUCUUCUGCUUCUGGAACCCCAACAAAACAACGUGAGGAUUAUCAACUAAAACAUACUUAAGCGAAACUCUUAAUAUUGAAGCUCAAUUUUCCAUAAUUUCAUGGUGGCUCUAAGCUUCCAAACUGUCCAGCUUACGACUGUACCUCGAAAGAAUCAUUCUUUGCGGAAAUGGGUACCUAGAAAUUUGAUUAGGUGUAGAAUUGCAGAGGCGACAGGAGAGCCAGCUCCUAUGGGUCAGAAAACGAAGUACAAUGAUAGCUUCUUUGAGAAGGCAUUUAUGACUCUCUUUGCAAGGAAGAUGGAGAAAUUUGCUGCUCCAGCCAAAAAUGGGAAUGCUAGUAAAGAGAAAGGGUGGUUUGGGUAUGAUUAUGAGAGUUUCGUUGAUGCUUCAAAGAGAGUAAUGCAAGGAAGGAAUCGCCUGCAGCAGCAGCAAGUGGUUCGUGAGGUCCUCUUGUCCAUGCUACCUCCAGGCGCACCUGAGCAGUUCAAGAAAUUGUUUCCACCAACAAGGUGGGCUGCAGAAUUCAAUGCUGCAUUGACAGUGCCUUUCUUUCAAUGGUUGGUUGGCCCUUCUAAGGUUGUGGAGGUGGAGGUGAAUGGGGUGAAGCAAAGAAGUGGAGUUCAUAUAAAGAAGUGCAGGUACCUUGAGAAUAGUGGGUGUGUAGGGAUGUGUGUUAAUAUGUGCAAGAUUCCUACUCAGGAUUUCUUCACCAAUGAAUUUGGACUACCAUUGACCAUGAAUCCCAAUUUUGAAGAUAUGAGCUGUGAAAUGGUGUACGGACAAGCUCCACCUCCAUUUGAAGAGGAUCCAGUAUCCAAACAAUCUUGUUUUGCAGAAAUCUGUUCCAUGGCAAGUCCAAACCUCGAUGUUUGUCAUAAGCUGCAAGCUUGAAAGGAUGGUUAUUUGUUCAAUUGCCUGUAACAUGUAAUUAUUUAUACAUGUCAUCAUUGUUCUGCAAAAGUAUAUGUUGUUCUAAAUGUAAAAUUUAAGGCUCAAGUAUAAUAUCUCUUUCAGUUUUGUAAAUCUUGAGGAUCUGUAAUAAUUUUGCAAUAUCAAACCGAUAAACUGAAUAACAUUCUGCAAUUUCUUUGAGGCUGA